UAAUUUUACUGAAAGUCCACUGGGAUUGAAGCAAUCUGAUUGGCUGGUUGACCGGAGAAGGCAAGGAAGUGAAAAACGUUCGAUGACCGGCAGUCACUGCAGCUGGCGAACUCGAAGAGGUCGAAAAAGUUACAGACGUUUAAUCGCUACAAUUUCGAUGGUAAAUGUCAACCGCCAUGCCAUGUACAAACUCGACUGUCGUUCAUAUGAUUGCUGGAGGGAUUGGUGGUACCUCCGGUGCAAUAAUUACAUGUCCAUUAGAUGUUUUGAAAACAAGACAACAGUCAUCGAUAGCCGCGUAUGACUUGCAAAGAAUUCCAGCCGAGAGAACUCUCAUACAAAACAGUGCACUCCGUUUUUCAUAUUCACACGCAGCUGUUCACAGUGAAGCAACUGCCUUGAUCCAAGUGAAACCUGGAAUGCUCUACUGUUUAAGAAAAAUUGUCCAAGAAGAAGGGGUGAGAGCACUAUUUAAAGGUCUUGCUCCUCACCUUGUUGGUGUCACUCCAUCAAGGGCAAUAUAUUUCUCAGUUUAUGCAAAAACAAAGCGAAAUAUGAGGUCCCUUGGAGUUGUAAAUAAAGACAGUUUGCUUAUCCCUCUGACCGCUGGUGCAGCUGCUGGAUUUUGUUCCACCACUGCAACUUGCCCAAUUUGGGUACUAAAAACAAGACUUCAACUAGAUAAAAGGCGCCGAGGAGCCACUUUACGAGAUUGCAUAGCCAGGACAUAUCAGACAGAAGGUAUUCGCGGAUUCUAUCGUGGACUGUUGAUAUCGUAUGUUGGCAUUGCAGAAACCAGUAUACACUUUCUUCUAUACGAACAAAUGAAAGCAUACCUGCGGCCAUGCGGCACUGACGCUGAUGAGAACGGUAAAUGUUUGGGCGACUUUGCGCAAUUCAUGGUAGCUGCAAGUCUUUCAAAAAUCAUAUCUUGUACAUCAAUGUACCCACAUGAAGUGGUGAGGACUCGCUUGAGACAGCCUGUUGUAGAUGGAGUGAAAAAAUACCGCUCAAUGUUACAGACUUUGCGUUUGGUUGCCGUCGAAGAGGGUAUUCGUGGUUUGUACGGGGGACUUACAACCCAAGUUAUCCGUCAGAUUCCAAAUACAGCAGCAAUGUUUGUUACUUAUGAGCUUGUUGUUAGCUUUUUCUGUAAUUAAGAUGUAUAUUGUAAUCUAUAAUUGUACAUACUUCUUUUAUGAUGAAUAUUUAACGUAGCGAAAGCUUUUCAAAAUCAGCAAGGUCUCCAGCAGUUUAAGCAAUGAUUCUCUGAACUUUAAGUGUCUUUAGAGUUGAGAUUGACAAAUGUAGGGAAAACUAUUCCUAUUAGAAGAAUUUCAGAAAAUAUUCCUUAAUUGUCGCUUUAUUGAUCUUCCGUUAUGGACAUGAAUACGUUUAUUUCAUGUUCUGUUUGUGUUUUGUCAAAGUUAGUGUUUGUUCGAGUUUUUAAUGUAGUCUAUUUUAUUUCCAAUUCCUGUCUCACAUCAUCAAAAGAUCAUUUUUCGACUCUUUUGUCUUUUAUAAAAACCUACCCAUUACUCGAAAUUAUAAUUAUCAAAUAUUUUUAGACUGAUGAAAUUUCAAAACUGAGCUUUUUCUGAAAAUGCCCUGAUAUUUUCAUACAUUCUUGAAAAGGGGUCAGGUACAGUGUUGAUCAUACGUGAUCAUAUGUUUUUAAAGUACCGUGUUGAUCAUACGUGGUGUGCAUGUAAUUUAUCAAUAGAAUCGGGUUGUCUUGAACGACAGCACCUUUAGGUUUGCAAAUUUCCUAGUGGAAUUUUAUUGUUCUGUACUAAAUAAGCAUCAAAUUAAAGCGUCUUAAUUUUUUGUACGUUAUUGUUGCAAGAUUGAUUUAAUGGCUACUGAA
Messenger RNA from Rhopilema esculentum, 1867 nucleotides. RefSeq names its product solute carrier family 25 member 36. Gene Ontology annotation, molecular function: pyrimidine nucleotide transmembrane transporter activity. Gene Ontology annotation, biological process: pyrimidine nucleotide import into mitochondrion. Gene Ontology annotation, cellular component: mitochondrion. The record is from RefSeq and is a predicted model, not a curated record. Lineage: Eukaryota; Metazoa; Cnidaria; Scyphozoa; Rhizostomeae; Rhizostomatidae.